Enterobius vermicularis (human pinworm) is the source of this 149-nucleotide messenger RNA. NCBI's taxonomy places the organism in Eukaryota, Metazoa, Nematoda, Chromadorea, Rhabditida, Oxyuridae. The record is from the annotation of a GenBank genome assembly.
AUGAAACUUGCUGACUGCGAUCCACGAGCCAUUUGUAUCGACCUAAUUGAUGGAUAUGAAUGCCGAUGUCCGAUUGGUUUCACUGACGUUUCACAGGAUCCCAUCAAUAAACCUGGCCGCGUUUGUGCACAACGUAAAUAUAUAUAAAC